This is a messenger RNA of Paramuricea clavata, 5955 nucleotides long. The record is from the annotation of a GenBank genome assembly. Lineage: Eukaryota; Metazoa; Cnidaria; Anthozoa; Malacalcyonacea; Plexauridae.
UAUAGUCAUGCAGAUAUACAGCGAGGCCUAUUAGACUCAAUAGUAAUGCCAAAGUUAUGAAUUGAACUAACGAGAGGUUACAGCGAUACACUUCGUGCGUAAAUCAUGUUCAUGUUUAUCAAAUUUGGUGGAAUGAUCUAAUCUGAGAAAGAUAAAAAAUUUAAUGUUGGCGAUUUCAAACGACAAGGUUAGGCGGAAAGUGUAGUGCUUUAAUUAUCAAUGUUUGCAUGCACGAAAGCAUGUAGCUUUUAUUUUAUAGGACCACAGGUUGGCCUUUUGAAAUUAAACUAUCUGAAUUUUUAUUAUAGAAUGUACGGAAAUUUCUUGUUACGUACUGCCAAGAUGAAUCUAGAAGCGAAGGAAACUGUGAAUGAUAUUGCUGCCAAGAAUAAUUAUCAGCGCGUCAGUGUUAUAAGAUGGGCUGGAAGAGAAUCAACGAAGACUUACCAGGAGAAAUCUAGCUUUGAAGAAGACUGUACUGUCCCUGUUGUUCAAGACGAAUCCUUUGUAUCAUCAUGUUCAGUUACUGCUAAAUAUCGCUGCUCAUUUUGUAAGAAAUCAUUCAAAUGGCACUCACAUUGGAAAUCUCAUGAACGAAUACAUACAGGGGAAAAACCUUUUAAAUGUGAGAUUUGUGGAAAGUCUUUUGCUAGAUCUGAUGGUUUACAAUGUCAUAAACUUACUCAUAUCACGCCCAGACAUCUUCCUAUAACUCGAGGAAAGGGCAGUACACAAGCGACUGCAGUUGCAUACAAGUACCCUCCAGCUGAAUCAGCUGAGCAUAUUUCAAAUGUCACGAAAGAGCUUGAACAGAAAAAUAUAUUUAACUGUAGUCAUUGCAAUAGAAUCUUCUUCAGUUGUGCUGGAGUGGUGAAGCAUAUGCAGGUUCACGAAGGUAAGAGACUUACAAUCAUGGCUUUAGAUUACGCUAAAAUACAAUGGCGUUUGUUUAUAUGCCGGCAAAUUUUAUUGAAAGCAUCUAUUUUAGUUAUUUGUGUUCAGAGAGUGAAGAUUUACAGGGCUGGCAUUCUCCCUGUAAGAAAGUCUAGUUGAAAAGGUUACUUUUACAUCCAGUACGAUUCAAUGUUAUUACAACCGUAAUACUGACUGCAUGCAUGGUGCAUGUUAAUCAAAGUCUUGAAAGUCAAUCAUCAUGGAUAGCAGAAUAGACUCGUGAUCUAAGCGCAGAUUUGCAGCUGCUUAGGAGAUUGAGAGAGAUACUCUUCCUAAAUCUGAUGAUAUACAUGAAAAAGUAAACAUUUACAAAAAAGAUUUUGCUACAUUCAAUUGCCAGACAACUAUAUAGGACUGCAUGAUUGCAUGUCGCACGUGUCUUUAGAGGGAUAGGUUUUAGGCCAAAUUGAACCUGCAUUUAAAAAUUCAAAGGAGAAUUAUACAAGUAGGGUUGCAUGGUUUGAAUUUGGGGAACUUUCGAAAUAUAUUGUCAGUGUAUCUUUUGCAUGGUAUAACGCGCAUGUUUGGAAAGGUUUGUAUAUUGUGUAUCGUAUUGGAAAUGUAAUUCACGUGUGAGUGAUACCAAACCAUAUAAUCUUUGUUUAUUCUGCAUGUUUUUUGUGCAAUUAUUUUAAAUAUUUCUUACUUUCACAAGUAGUGAUAUGUUUUGAUACAUGGUCCAAAAUUGUAUCCCUGGUUCCAGAGGACACAAAAUUAUUUAAAACUUUCCAGAUUCUUCAUUCCACAAAAUUGUUUAAACCUUUCCAGAUUCUUCAUUCUAACUGGCAGUAACUGCAAUUUAGCCUAUAUGACAUGCUGAUUCUAUACAAUUUUCCAGCAAAGAAUAUUUGUGUUCAGUUAUUAAAUGCUUAAUUUGAAAUGUUUUAACAAACGGUUAAAGUGUUUUGUUCCUUGGAAAUACAUUGUAUAUUGCAGCACGUACAAUAUUUUAGUAAAUAUACAAGCAAGGUGUAUAUAAAAAAAUGUACACCCUUUCAAAUUCAAAGUUAGCCAUAACCUUUUAAAUAUUCGUUGCUCUGUAGUAAGCCGGCCCAUUUUAUAUCUUAUGCAGACCUGAAUAAUGCUUAAUUUAAAAUUGUUCUUUGAGUUGUGUAUUUGUUUAUACAAAUAGAAGUUAUCCUAAAUUCCCAUGUGCAGAAGACCUUGUGUUUUCACGCAUCAUUAAUUCGAGAAAUUAUAUAUACGGCUGUCAAAUUACUACAAUAGAUUACGGUUAAUUUGAAUUUGAAAGGGUGUACAUCUUUUUGAUACACCCUGUAUUCUACCAUGUUAAAUGGACAAUCUUUCACAGUCAAGAAUCCCUAGCUAUAGAAAUAUGAUAUCAGUAAAUAAAACAAUGAUCCUUUUGUUAUGCAACCAGAACACUGGGUUGGAGGCUAUAGGCAUAGCUACUGGCUUUUAACCAAUUCACAAUUGUCUAAUUUAGUUAAGCUAUAGGUACCCUGUAGUAUAGCUAUAGAUAUUUAUACAGGGUGUCUCAAACAAAACCAAAAUCAUUGAAAUAACGUAUUGUUCGAAUUUCAAUGCCGUAACACAAAGGAUUUUGACAGGGUGAUUAAUUUGUUUUAAAAAAUUAAAAUAUCUUUGUAAAGUGAACGUUUGUUUGCUCAUGGGAAUUUAAAAAUGUUUCGUAAAUUGUAAUAUGCGUAAUAUGCAUUCGUGGGUUUAGUACUUUAUGCCUGACAUAACAAGUUUACGCUGAGUAUUACCAUUCAUUAUAGCAGUUAUGUCAAUCUUUUAUGCACUCGUGGGAUUAACUUAGUGCUAGGGCAUUGAAUAUCGAACAAUACGUCAAUUUCAAUGAUUUUGGGUUUUUUUGAGACACACUGUAGAACGAAACAUAAUCUGAAGAUUAGCAUCUUGAAAGUUAUUUUGAUUUUGUUGCAAAUCCGCAUAAUAAUGAUUUUGGAAUAAAAUCGAAAUCGAGGAUCGAAAUAUCACAAACUCAUACAUUCUCAUCUUGCUUUCACUCAACUGUUGGGUUUCAAGAUGCUUGUCUUCGGAUUAUGCAUGUUUCAAUUACUAUAUCUAAAUGAUAUAUUUAAUCGUUUCCAGAACAAGUAGACGAAUAUUGUUGCAUAGCCCUGGUCCUAUAGAAUAUAUAGGUAUUAUUUUUCAAUUUUCUGGUAAUUUUAAAAGAUCACAAAAUGUGCUAUACAAUAUUUUCAAACCACAGUCUAUAUAUACAGAUAUAGUCUAUAUGCAUGUGUCCAGCAUAUGGCCUAUUGAAAAGUAAUUUUUCCAUCUUGAAAAUAUAUACUGCUCAAAUUAUUCUCUUCAAUGUUAAUUGCAGUUUUAUACGUUUAUAGCUGUUUAAACGUUUAGCGUCCAUUUUUAAUAUAGUUAAAUAGAUUCUUCAGUGCAAGAUGUUGAAUACGUUUGAAACCAAAACUUUUAAAAUGACAAACAAAUAGAAAGAUGUAUACUCUAUUGGAAAGACGUACUCUAUGCAAUUCAAUUUAACAACUUGUAUUAUUCACAAAGUACAACUAUAUAAUGUAUUAAAGUAAUAAAGUUGAUCAUUUUUGCUGUUGAUAAUGAUGGCACAUUUAUGCUAAUCAAGUGAAUUUAAUUCCCAAAGGAGUCAAGCAAAUCACACGAACACCUUUCUUCAAGAAUAAAAAGUUUAAAUAUCCAAUGUAAAUGAAUUUUGCCAGGUUUGGUAUUUAACUGGGUUAGAAUGAGCAAAUAAAAUCCGAGAAAUGUGAAAAUCAACGGGACAGCCGAUACCAAAACGGCUUGUGGAACGUAGCAACCGUGUAACAAUGCCUAUGGAGUGUUUGGACUAUCAAUUAUAUAUACUGUAUGCAUGCAUGUAUAUACGAUUCCGGCAUUUAUUCUGUCUGCAUGCCUGCAGUAAAAGCCAAUAUGGUAAAGAACAAAAAAAAGUUCAGUCUUUGUUUUUUUUAUAAUAGUCGUUAUUUGACAGCCUUAAAGUUAAUUGUCUUGUACAUAUUAAAUGAGUGCUUUAUAUAGUUCGUACAUGCAGAUAAAGAGAAACAGUAAAUAACCGUGUUUCUCAUAUUAGAUAAGAUACGCUCAGUUCAGUGGAUGAGUAAAAUAUGCACCAAACUAUUACACAAGAGAGAAACGAAAAAUUGAACCCUUCACAUUCGUCUGUAACAAACUAUCUUUGAUUUUCUCUUCUUAUUUAUAUAUAAAUGACUACUUCAAUGUGUCUUAUAGCGUAAACACGUAAAAGUCAAUUUAUUACAGUAAUUUAAACGUCAAGUUUUACUUGCUGUCAUAUGUUGACCAAUUAUAUGCACGUAUGAAAAACUCAAAUAUAUCUAGAUAUUAGCAUUUUUCUUAUUUUCUAGGCAGAACGAACUAUAUUUGUGAAGUAUGUGACAUGGUAUUUCCAAAGAAAAGUGCGCUGGAGGUUCACAGCAGGGUACAUACAGGAAUCAAACCAUAUCAAUGCAAUACUUGUGCUAAAGCAUUCUCAAUUUAUGGAAAUUUAAAAAGACAUUUAUUAAUUCAUACUGGAGAGCGUCCAUAUCAAUGUUCUCAUUGUUCAAACAGUUUUAACAAUCCAAGUCAUUUAAGGAGACAUUUAAAAAAGAAACACAAAGGACAGCGAGAUUAAGAAGAAUCUAUAUUGUGAUAUUUUUGGGAUGCAUCCUAUACAUGCACAUUCAAUCUGAGAACCUUUCGACUUGUUUCCUCCAAUAGACCUUGUGCAUAAUGACGUCUCAAGGCGUGAUGCGCGCGGUGAAUUUUGGUCUUAGUAUAGUCACGACUGGUAGAUUCAAAACAAUCCAGCAUAUGGCUGCUGUCGAAUGCGAGUGUGCUGCUGUUCUUUGUUCUUUGUUCUUUUGUCUUUCAGAGGCUGUUUAAGCCAAUCAAAUAUGUCAGCUGGUUCAUGUAGGGUUUUACGUCGUCCUGGAAAAUGGAAAGAACACACUCUAGGGCCUGUUAUUGGAGAGCAAUCUUUGCUUGCAAUUUUACUACAAUUUUAUUAUUUGGAAAAUUACAAAAGAACAAAGGUCUUCAUUAAUGGCUUGAACAGCCUCUAAAAGACGACAAAAAACAGCAGCAUACUCGCAUUCGACAGUGGAUUGUUUUGCCAAUUUUCCUCUCGUGUCUACUAAGAGUCUAAGACCAGAAUUCCCCACGCGCAUCAGGCCUUGUGACGUAAUUAUGCAUCAGGUCUAUUUCCUCUCUGCAUGAUAUAUAACACAGAGCGACAACCGUUGGACAAGUACAGUGUUGAUUACCCUUUCAACAAAUUUGUCAAAUAUAUGUGUACAAAAUAGUCAGUUUUUAGUUCAAGUCAGUUAGUGCAUGCAUUUUAAGAAAAGGUCUCAAAAUAUUGCUUCAGAUGGGGACUAUAUUGAUUUUUCAUGCAAUAUUACCGAAAUUACUGCCACUAUCAAGACUAUAGACAUUACUAUCCAACUGUCUGUAUAAUGUUCCAAGACUAUGGUCAUAUAUACUACUGUCAUAUAUAUCAAGACUUCAUUCACAUGAUCCAAGAUAAUAUAUCAUGCAUAUGGUCCAAGACCUGCCAUCAGCCUCCUUCGCAGACAUUUCGUAUAGUUCACCAGGAUUGCAACCAAAUUUUGCCCCUGCGAAGGAGGCUACAUAUAGUCAUACUAGUCUAAGACUAUAGUCCUAUAUUUCAACCUAUAGUUAUAAGUCCAGUAUAAGACUAGUCUUGUUGUUCAAGGCUAUGCCAAGAGUAUAUAUAGUCAUAAACCUAUAGUAAUGGGUCUAAGACGAUAGUGAUUAUAGUAGACUAAGACUAUAGUAUAGUCAUAUAGUUUUUGAUGAUAUGGUCCAAGAUUAUAGUUAUAUAGUUCGAGAUUUUAGAUUAUAAUCAUAUAAUAUAGAUAAAUAGACCACGACGUUUGGAAGAGAUAAAAUAAAUAGAGAAAAAAUAAAUGAAAUGCUUUUGUUCUUGGAAGUGCUCGACGUGUAUUUUGUUCCUGUAAUCUUCAUUUUGCGGAAAAUAUUAAAUAUUGCAUUUAAUGGAGG